UAGGGAGGCGCGGGCUCUCUAGCAGGUGGCCACAGCCAUGAAGGGGCUCCCUCCCGCCGCUGGCAAGGGCGUGCGGGGCCCGGAGCACCCGAGCCCCUUCAGCCAGCUAGUCUAUACCAGCAACGACUCCUACAUCGUCCCCCUCGGGGAUUUUAAAAAGAUCCAUAAAGCUGCCUGCCUGGGCCAAGUCGAGAAGCUGGAGAAGAUGACAGAGAGGAAGACCAUCAACCUUAAUAUAAAAGACUCCCAGAAAAGGACUGCUCUACACUGGGCCUGUGUCAACGGCCAUGAGGAAGUAGUAACAUUUCUGGUAGACAGAAAGUGCCAGCUUGACGUCCUUGAUGGUGAAAACAGGACACCUCUGAUGAAGGCUCUACAAUGCCAUCGGAAGGCUUGUGCAAAUAUUCUGAUAGAUUCUGGUGCCGAUGUAAAUCUUGUAGAUAUGUAUGGCAACACGGCUCUCCAUUAUGCUGUUUAUAGUGAGAAUUUGUCAGUGGUGGCAAAACUGCUGUCCCAUGGUGCAGUCAUCGAAGUGCAGAACAAGGCUAGCCUCACACCACUUUUACUAUCCAUAACGAAAAGAAGGGAGCAAAUUGUGGAAUUUUUGCUGACAAAAAAUGCAAAUGCGAAUGCAGUUAAUAGGUGUAAAUGCACAGCGCUCAUGCUUGCUGUAUGUCAUGGAUCAUCAGAGAUAGUUGGCAUGCUUCUUCAGAAAAAUGUUGACGUCUUUGCUGCAGAUACAUGUGGAGUAACUGCAGAACGUUAUGCUGUUGCUUGUGGAUUUCAUCACAUUCAUCAACAAAUUUUGGAAUAUAUACAAAAAUUAUCUAAAAAUCGUCAAAAUACCAAUCCAGAAGGAACAUCUGCAGGAACACCUGACGAGGCUGCACCCUUGGCGGAAAGAACACCUGACACAGCUGAAAGCUUGGUGGAAAAACCACCUGACGAGGCUGCACCCUUGGUGGAGGGAACAUCUGACAAAAUUCAAUGUUUGGAGAAAGCGACAUCUGGAAAGUUUGAACAGUCAGCAGAAGAAACACCUAGGGAAAUUACGAGGCCCGCAAAAGAAACAUCUGAGAAAUUUACGGGAAGACCUAGGAAGAUCGCAUGGGAUAAUAAAGAAACACCUGUAAAGACUGGAUGUGUGGCAAGAGUAACGUCUAAUAAAACUAAAGUUUUGGAAAAAGGAAGAUCUAAGAUGAUUGCAUGUCCUACAAAAGAAUCAUCUACAAAAGCAAGUACCAAUGUGGAUGUGAGUUCUGUAGAGUCUAUAAUCAGUCUUUUUGGCAAAACGACUAUUGAAAUUUCACAGUCUACAGAAGUUGAGGAAGACUUUAAUCUUGCUACCAAGAAUGCAGGUUUUACCCCAAGUAAACAACCAGUUGUGGAAGCAGAGACUCUUAAUAAGCAUAUGCAGGGAGCAACAAAGACAGUAACUGGACAACAAGAAAAUGAUAUUGGCAUUAUUGAACAAGCUCCACAAGAUCUAACAAAUAAGAUGCCCACAUCAGAAUCAGGACAAAAAGAAGAUACAAAAUCACCUUCAGAUGCUGAGAUUAUCUCUAAGAGUGCUGCACAGAAUUAUAUGUGUUUACCUGAUGCUGCAUAUCAAAAAGAUAUCAAAACAAUAAAUCACAAUAUAGAAGAUCAGAGGUUCUCAUCAGAAUCCGAACAAGAGGAAGAUGAAGAAAAUUCUUGGGAUUCUGGGAGUCUCCUUGGGAGUUCUGCAGAGAUUCAAGUGUGUAUACCUAAGUCUAUAUAUCAAAAAGUAAUGGAGAUAAAUAGAAAAGUAGAAGAGCCUCCUGAGAAGCCAUCUGCCUUCAAGCCUGCCACUGAAAUGCAAAAGUCUGUUCCAAAUAAAGCCUUUGAAUUGAAGACUGAACAAACAUUGAGAGCAGAUCAGAUGUUCCCAUCAGAAUCCAAACAAAAGGACAAUGAAGAAAAUUCUUGGGAUUCUGAGAGUCUCUGUGAGACUGUUUCACAGAAGGAUGUGUGUUUACCCAAGGCUACACAUCAAAAAGAAAUCGAUAAAAUAAGUGGAAAAUUAGAAGAGUCUCCUGGUAAAGAUGGUCUUCUGAAGGCUACAUGUGGAAUGAAAGUUUCUAUUCAAAAUAAAGCCUUAGAAUUGAAGGACAUACAAACAUUCAAAGCAGAGUCCCCUGAGAAGCCAUCUGCCUUCAAGCCUGCCACUGAAAUGCAAAAGUCUGUUCCAAAUAAAGCCUUCGAGUUGAAGAAUGAACAAACAUUGAGAGCAGAUGAGAUGUUCCCAUCAGAAUCAAAACAAAAGGACGAUGACAACAAUUCUUGGGAUUCUGAGAGUCUCUCUGAGACUGUUUCACAGACGGAUGUGUGUUUACCCAAGGCUACACAUCAAAAAGAAAUCGAUAAAAUAAGUGGAAAAUUAGAAGAGUCUCCUGGUAAAGAUGGUCUUCUGAAGCCUACCUGUGGAAUGAAAGUUUCUAUUCAAAAUAAAGCCUUAGAAUUGAAGGACAUACAAACAUUCAAAGCAGAGUCCCCUGAGAAGCCAUCUGCCUUCAAGCCUGCCAUUGAAAUGCAAAAGUCUGUUCCAAAUAAAGCCUUCGAGUUGAAGAAUGAACAAAUAUUGAGAGCAGAUCAGAUGUUCCCAUCAGAAUACAAACAAAAGGACAAAGAAGAAAAUUCUUGGGAUUCUGAGAGUCUCCGUGAGACUGUUUCACAGAAGGAUGUGUAUUUACCCAAGGCUACACAUCAAAAAGAAAUCGAUAAAAUAAGUGGAAAAUUAGAAGAUUCAACUAGCCUAUCAAAAAUCUUGGAUGCAGUUCAUUCUGGUAAAAGAGCAAGGGAACUUGCUUACAGCAAAAUGGAACAAAUGAAAAGAAGUGUACUAAAAAAACAACUGUCAGAAGCAAAAGAAAUAAAAUCACAGUUAGAGAACCAAAAAGUUAAAUGGGAACAAGAGCUCUGCAGUGGGAGAUUGACUUUAAACCAAGAAGAAGAGAAGAGAAGAAAUGCCGAUAUAUUAAAUGAAAAAAUUAGGGAAGAAUUAGGAAGAAUCGAAGAGCAGCAUAGGAAAGAGUUAGAAGUAAAACAACAACUUGAAGAGGCUCUCAGAAUACAAGAUAUGGAAUUGAAGAGUGUGAGAAGUAAUUCAAAUCAGGUUUCUCACCCUCAUAAAAAUGAAAAUGAUCUCUUACAUGAAAAUUCCAUGUUGAAAAAGGAAAUUGCCAUGCUAAAACUGGAAAUAGCCACACUGAAACACCAAUACCAGGAAAAGGAAAAUAAAUACUUUGAGGACAUUAAGAUUUUAAAAGAAAGGAAUGCUGAACUUCAGAUGACCCUAAAACUGAAAGAGGAAACAUUAACUAAAAGGGCAUCUCAAUAUAGUGGGCAGCUUAAAGUUCUGAUAGCUGAGAACACAAUGCUCACUUCUAAAUUGAAGGAAAAACAAGACGAAGAAAUACUAGACACAGAAAUUGAAUCAUACCAUCCUAGACUGGCUUCUGCUGUACAAGACCAUGAUCAAAUUGUGACAUCAAGAAAAAGCCAAGAACUUGCUUUCCACAUUGCAGGAGAUGCUUGUUUGCAAGGAAGAAUGAAUGUUGAUGUGAAUAAUACAAUAUAUAACAAUGAGGUGCUCCAUCAACCACUUUCUGAAACUCAAAGGGAAUCCAAAAGCCUAAAAAUUAUCAAUUAUGCAGGAGAUGCUCUAAGAGAAAAUACAUUGGUUUCAGAACAUGCACAAAGAGACCAAUGUGAAACACAGUGUCAGGUGAAGAAAGCUGAACACAUGUAUCAAAACGAGCAAGAUAAUGUGAACAAACACACUGAACAGCAGGAGUCUGUAGAGCAGAAAUUAUUUCAACUACAAAGCAAAAAUAUGUGGCUUCGACAGCGAUUAGUUCAUGCACAUAAGAAAGCUGAUAAAAAAAGCAAGAUAACAAUUAAUAUUCAGUUUCUUGAGAGGAAAAUGCAACAUCAUCUCCUAAAAGAGAAAAAUGAGGAGGUAUUUAAUUAUGUUAACCAUUUAAAAGACCGUAUAUAUCAAUAUGAAAAAGAGAAAGCAGAAAGAGAAGUCAUUGUGAGAAAACUUCAAAAAAACUUGGCUGAUCUCAAUAAACAGUGUGUGUCUGAGGCUUCACUAGAGGUUACAUCACGUUAUCACAUUAAUCUCAAAGAUGAGAUACAAGAUUUAAUGAAGAAAUGAUUUCAAAUCAAAAGUCAAAACUCAUGAGAGACAAGCAGAGACCAGUAAGAAACUUCUUUUGGAGAAACAACAGACCAGAUCUUUAUUCACAACUCAUGCUAGGAGGC
Messenger RNA from Nomascus leucogenys (northern white-cheeked gibbon), 4290 nucleotides. Its product is annotated as ankyrin repeat domain 30A. Lineage: Eukaryota; Metazoa; Chordata; Mammalia; Primates; Hylobatidae. Gene Ontology annotation, molecular function: protein binding. The record is from RefSeq and is a predicted model, not a curated record.